Eimeria acervulina is the source of this 1638-nucleotide messenger RNA. RefSeq lists its product as hypothetical. The record is from RefSeq and is a predicted model, not a curated record. The coding region runs from base 1 to 1638 and encodes 545 amino acids. The transcript has 2 exons. Gene Ontology annotation, biological process: regulation of transcription by RNA polymerase II. Gene Ontology annotation, molecular function: transcription cis-regulatory region binding. Gene Ontology annotation, cellular component: nucleus. Lineage: Eukaryota; Apicomplexa; Conoidasida; Eucoccidiorida; Eimeriidae.
AUGAGGGGAGGGGGGCCCCCCGAAGGCAGCACGCGGGGCCCCCCUGGGGGCCCCCACCAGGGGGCCCCCUUGGGGGCCCCUUGGGGGCCCCCUGGGGGCCCCUCUGAGGGGCCCCCAAAGGGUUUGUUUGAGACAACAGGGGUCCCCCCUCCUCUGGAUCGGGAGUUGCAGCAAAUGGGGAUGGAGACGAGCUGCAGCAAUUGGCGCGUUGCGCUGUUUGCUUCUGAUUUGGGGUUUGUUGCUGCUGCUGCUGCUGCAGCAGCAGAAGCAGCAGGCGCAGAAGCAGCAGCAGCAGCAGCAGCAGCAGCAAAAGCAGCAGCAGCAUCAGCAACAGGGGAGGACUCUGACGAGGGCUUCGAGCCCUGGGACCUAUCGAGCAGCUCUGAAGAGGAUAGCUUGUUUGCGUGCAGCAGCAGCAGCAGCAGCAAAAGCAGCCGCAGCAGCAGAAGCAGCGGCAGCAGGAACAGCAGCAGCAGCAGAAGCAGCAAACUAUGGAACCGCCCAUGUGUUAUAAAUCUGCGAAUUUAUAAAAAGGCGAAGGAGAGGAGACAAAAUAAUGAGGCAAACAAACAGCAGCAGCAGCAGCAGCAGCAGCAGCAACAGCAACAGCAACAGCAACAGCAACAGCAACAGCAGCAACAGCAGCAACAGCAAAGAGAUAAAGACAAAGAGACAAGGAGAGAGAAAGAAGCAGAGGCAGCAGCAGAUAAUGAUAAAGAUAAAGAUAAAGAUAAAGAUAAAGAUAAAGAUAAAGAUAAAGAUAUAGAUAAAGAUAAAGAUAAAGAUAAAGAUAAAGAAAGAGACAGACUCGUCGUUGAAGUCUCCGCUAAUUUUUUUCUUCAAGGUAGCGGGCCUCGCUUUCUCCUCUCCGCUGCCCUCGGCUGUCCUCUGUCCCCUCUUCGAUCUCUUCUUGCUGCAGCAGAGGCCUCAAUCAUAAACCAAGGGGGCCCCCCAGGGGCCCCCCAGGGGGGCCCCCAGGGGACCCCCCAGGGGGCCCCCCAAGGGACCUUCCAGGGGGCCCCCCAAGCGACCCCCCAGGGGGCCCCCCACGGGACCCUCCAGGGGGCCCCCCGAGGGACCCCCCAAGGGGCCCCCCAAGGGGUCCCCCAAAGGACCCCCCAGGGGGGCCCCCAAAGGACCCCACAGGGGGGCCCCCAAAGGGACCUCCAUAGGGGCCCCCAAGGGGCCCCCCACGGGGCCACCCACGGGGGCGCUUGCCCUCUGGUUCCUGCUGCUGUGCUUCCGUACAGGCAGCAGCGGCAGCAACAGCAACAGCAACAGCAGCAGCAGCAACAACAACAACAGCAGCUGCAGCAGCAGCAGCAGGAGGCGUUGCACGCACUUCACGCAUCGGUCGCAGCAGCAGCAGCAGCAAGAGUGAACAAGGCUCCAGGAGCUUGUUGCAGCGGCAUCAGAAGCAGCAGCGGCAGCGGGAGCAUCAGCAGCAGCAGGAGCUGCUGCAGCAGCUGCUGCUGCCUCUGCCAGCAGCUCCGCAUGCUGCGUAGUUUGGUUGUGGGUAUAAAGCACCUCUUAGAAGAGCUAAAGACAAAACCAGCGAAAGAUAUAAUAGCUGAGGCUCUGAAAGAGACAGAUAAAGAAAGAAGGAGGCCCCUUCAAGAUAACCAAGUGAAAUACUAA